Apaloderma vittatum (bar-tailed trogon) is the source of this 456-nucleotide messenger RNA. RefSeq names its product bromodomain and WD repeat-containing protein 1-like. The transcript is spliced from 4 exons. NCBI's taxonomy places the organism in Eukaryota, Metazoa, Chordata, Aves, Trogoniformes, Trogonidae. The annotation marks the transcript as partial. The record is from RefSeq and is a predicted model, not a curated record. Gene Ontology annotation, cellular component: nucleus. Gene Ontology annotation, biological process: regulation of cell shape; cytoskeleton organization; regulation of transcription by RNA polymerase II.
CUGGUGCAGGAGCUGGAGCAGCACCAGUUGCUUCCCAAAAGGUUGGAUUGGCAAGGAAAUGAGCAUAAUAGAAGUUAUGAAGAAUUGGUGCUGUCCAACAAGCAUGUGGCUCCGGACCAUUUGUUACAAAUUUGCAAGCGAAUUGGCCCUAUACUGGAUAAGGAGAUUCCACCCAGCAUUCCGAGAGUGAAUUCCUUACUUGGUGCCGGGAGACAGUCGUUGUUACGUACAGCAAAAGGUAUGUUAUUAUUUGAGAUGGGUAUGAUAUAUUUUCAUGAGUAUAUGGUGAAGGCUUUUGGAAUACUUGAAAGUGAUUGCAGGAACACUGUUUGGAAGGGCUCUGCAUUUGCUGCUCUUCACAGAGGAAGACCUCCUGAAAUUCCUGUGAACUAUGGCACACCACCAAAUCUUGGUAAGCUUUUUUCAACACUUGUCACUGCUGCUGUGGAUGUGUGA